Messenger RNA from Jaminaea rosea, 1107 nucleotides. RefSeq names its product ribonuclease H-like protein. Lineage: Eukaryota; Fungi; Basidiomycota; Exobasidiomycetes; Microstromatales. Gene Ontology annotation, molecular function: RNA-DNA hybrid ribonuclease activity; nucleic acid binding. The record is from RefSeq and is a predicted model, not a curated record. The transcript has 3 exons. Gene Ontology annotation, biological process: DNA replication, removal of RNA primer. The coding region runs from base 1 to 1107 and encodes 368 amino acids.
AUGUCAAAGCAUGUCAUCGACGUCGAUGGCGCCUGCCGCGGCAAUGGCCAAGAUGGUGCUCGUGCGGCUAUUGGCGUCUCUUCCAAGUACGGUGACAUCUCAGAGCGUCUUCCUCCGACUGAGAGGCAGACUAGCAAUAGGGCUGAGCAUGCGGCAAUCAAUCGAGGUCUCAAGCUUGCCCCUCUCGACGACAAACCCGUUGUCAUCCGCACCGACUCGGACCAUCGCGAGAAGACAUUUGGCCCUAAGCAGCGAGGUAGGCAGUGGCUUGAACGGGGUGGCCGCACCAAGGCAGGAACCGAGCCUGCCAAUUGGGAUCUGAUUCAGGAUACGAUGAGGGAGAUUGAGCGUCGUAGGGAGUAUGGCCAGGAGGUGCUCUUUGAGCCUGUGAGGGGCCAUAGCGGGGAUGCGGGCAAUGAAAAGGCGCACGAUCUCGCUCAACGUGGCUUCGAUCAAGAGGAUCAAUACUUCAGCACCAGCAACGCAUCUGAUGGAUGUAGCGGCGAACACCAUCGGGAGAGCAUCUAUCAGCACGAGAGGGACAGUCCUCGCAGCGUCAGCCCGAGCUCGAGUCUCGAGGAGAGCCAUCGCACCUCCUUUACUUACAGCGGCUACUCUCAGCACAUCCCCUACGAGGAGCACGAGAGGGGCACAAGCGGCUACAUUCAGGCCGCCACCCACAGGGAGACCCCCCGAGCGCACACCGGCUACUACGAGGCUCGUCACAAUGAUCAAGUUGUGGCCUUGAGCGGGUUUGCUCAGAUCGACAUUCGCGACAACGGCCAUGUUGGGCGCAGCGGCUACGCUGAGGCAGUCGUCGACGAUGGGAGCGACCGUGGCGCUGACUAUGCUGACAACGAUAGCGGUAGUGAGGACUCCGAAGGCCUCACCAUCGAUGGGUACGACAUCUCCGACUACGUGGUCGAUGAGGGAGAUGUUGCUGACAGGUCCGACUCUGAUAUUGCAGGCUCUGAUGAUGGUUACGACGACGGAGGGGAUGAUGAUGGGGCAGGGUACAGUGAUGGAGGCUCCAGCGACGGAGGAGGCUCCAGCGACGGAGGAGGAUCCAGCGACGGAGAAAGCUACAGCGAGGACGACUACUACUGA